AAGCCAAGUCAUGCACUAUCCUGAGCGCCUCGUCGAGCACUUAAUGUUUUUUUUUUUUUUUUUAAACCAUCUUCUUGACCAGCCCCUCUAUUUAUAAACAAGAGGUCCAUAUAGUUCCUGGAACGCUAUUUUACUUUAACAUUAGUCAGUAACUUGUUUCCUUUCUAACGAGUCCAUGCAGUAGUAAGGAGAAGGGAACAAACGCCGGUGGUUGCUAGUGUUAAAAGGAAGAGCUGCACCUUGGACAACCUUGAAAUGUGCUCUGCUGAUGAACGGCGGAUUAUAAGAGCAAGACAACGUAUGGACGAGAAGGUGACCGGACGAUGAAAUCGAAAAAAGCCACCUCUCGCAAGGCCAACUCCGCCGCGGCCGCCCAGGACGGUCAUCGCAGCGGAAAGAAAGAUCUGGCGGCGCUGCUGCACUCUACGCCCUCUAGAAGAACGCGGGCUUCGCGCAAGGCGCACAAGUCGCCGACCACUGGCGCGAACGUGGCGUCGCCGCCGUCACCGCUCACGGUGCAGGGCGGGUUGCAGCCGCCGCUUCAACUGCAAGUCUACUCGGCACCGUUCUUCGGCCAGCUGCCCGUCCACCAGACGUACCUGAUGACGCCGCCGCAGCAGCCCGCCGCCUACUUGGCCGUCGGCGAGGCUCGCAGCGAAGGGAGCGAGGCGAGUCCCUCGACCUCCGCCGAGCCUGAGGCCGUCCUCAUGUUGCCGGGAACGGGUGGCCUGCCGAUCAACGCCGGCACGAUUUACAGGGUUGUGCAGGGACGGUAUCAUUACCAAAAUGAUCGUAGUGCUCGGAGUGCUCUUUCUAAUGAACGUGGUCAUUGUGGUGCCACUGUACGUAGGAAAGGGUAAUGUUGGCCAGAGGAAAAAGAUAUUUAAUCUCAAAGGACAACGCGCAUCUGACUACGGGAUCUCGGCCAUCGCACCGGAGCCCCUCGUGUGCAUGUAUCAGUGCGCCGAGAACAUGGCGAACGAGCUUGCGGCGAUGCCGGACGACUUCUGCGACCUCGUCUACUACCAGCUGGACGAAAAGUACACCUUUCUGGAGUGGCCCAAUUCGAGCUGCAUAAGGCAGCUCGUGCAGACUGCCUCAGCAUCGAAGAAGCAUAAAUACGGCAUUACCGUGUACAGCACGCAAGGUGAAGAGUCAUUCGAACAACUGAAGACUUCCGCCGGUGUGGCACAGUUUAUUAAGCUUUGGACAAAUAAUGUCAAGCACCACGGACUCACGUUUGCCAGCGGCACAUAUGGCACGUUGAACACGCUUGCACGCUUCAACCUCAAGAUCCUGGGCCGAUUCAAGUCACUCCAGGUCGCUGCAAACUCAAUGACUGGCCAAAAAGGACACCGCAGAUACGUGCUAUUGGGGAUACAAGCAUGGUUUGCGAACUUUUCCGCGGAAAAGGUUGCCCUUGCUUCUACCCUGAAGAAGAUCUCCACGUCGCAGCCGGUGAACCUGCUCCUCUUGUACACCCACAUCUGGCACUGGCCCACUACGCAGUGCGUAGUUUCCGGGCCGACGAUACUGAGCAACAACUUGCAUGUACCUCUCCCCGCUAUGGACACGACUGUGGAGCUAAUCAACGCGGCGGGGACCCCAAGAUACGUGACCGUGCUACUGUCGUUGAGUGCGAUUGUGUCCCGCUUCAUCAUGGAAGACAAAUGGGACAACGUGGCGAUGUACGGAGGCCAAUGCGUCGACCGAGAAGCCGUGCCUUAUUCUAACGUCUGCAGCGGAACCAGCAUAGUGAAUCCAAGCAUAGUACCGGAAGCCAGCGUUGCCAUUGCACACGUCAGCAAGGAAAACGGAAUGACUCAGGCCACCUACGAAACUGCGGACACCAUCAAGUCCAAGGCUGACUACGCCUACCGGUAUCUGGGGCGCAGAAGUUUCGGCUGGGCCAUUCACUACCUGAUCGGUGGCAGGUUGAACGAUUCUUGCCCCCAACUCGGCAUGGAUGGAGAGGACGUCGUCGCAACAGCCGUUCUGCAGACUAAAAAGUCUUGGAAGGGAUGGCGCUGGCUCUUCCCAUUUUGAAUGGACCGCCGUUACAUAGAGCAGUAUACGUCUUGCAUCCAUCAAUCUGAAUCGAUAUGAAAUAAAUACAUUUUGCAUUG
Messenger RNA from Dermacentor silvarum, 2126 nucleotides. RefSeq lists its product as uncharacterized. NCBI's taxonomy places the organism in Eukaryota, Metazoa, Arthropoda, Arachnida, Ixodida, Ixodidae. The record is from RefSeq and is a predicted model, not a curated record. The transcript has 11 exons. Bases 787 to 2046 code for a protein of 419 amino acids.